Rotaria socialis is the source of this 2181-nucleotide messenger RNA. The record is from the annotation of a GenBank genome assembly. Lineage: Eukaryota; Metazoa; Rotifera; Eurotatoria; Philodinida; Philodinidae.
AUGUCUUCGUUUGAUUCCUAUCAAAAAGAUGGCAAUGACUUUGAAUCGAUUACUCGUAUUAUGGAUGCAAGCUCAUUACUUCGAUGCCCAUUAUGUAAAAACGACAUUCAAGAUCCACGCAUACUUUGUUCAAAUGGACACACGUUUUGUCAUAAUUGCAUCACAAAUGCUUUACCGGCCGAUGGUGUUCUCAAAUGUCCUGUUUGUAAUGAAGCACGUCGUUUAUCGAGUAUUCAAGAAGUCGGACAAUUAACCAAGAAUCACACAUUAUUGACAUUAAAAAAAGCUGAACAUCAUCGUCUUGCACAGCUAGGAAUUUGUGAAUUAUGUAAUAAAAAAACAGCCUAUGGUCGAUGUUAUCACUGUCGAUCAUUAGCUUGUUUUAGUUGUAUGGAUGAACACGAGAAAACUCUUGCUAAUGAACAAGCAAAAGAAUAUGCUGACUUAGUUAAAAUACGUGAAAAUUUAACUGAAAAAUUAUCACAAUGGGAUAAUAAAUUAGAUCAAUCUAAAGAAAAUAUUCGUGAAUUAAUUCAUAAGGAUGCUGAAAAACAUAUUAAAGAAAUUCAAGAACGAGAACAAACUUUAUACAAUCAAUUAGAUGAUCUUCAUCAGAAUUAUUUGCUGACAAAAAAUACUAAAUUACAAAAAUUAAGUUCUGAUAUUGAAAAAGAUUCAAAAGAAUUAGAUAAAAUUGAUCCAAAAAAUUGGACUAUAUCAGAUAGACAACAUUUAACUCAACAUUGGCUUGAUUUACAACAGAAGUUCGAUGAUCAAUCAAUUAAUUUUAUUUAUAAAUCUAAUGCAUCAUCAACAAAUCAUACUAUGCUCGGUGAACUUCAUCUUAAAACUGCAAAUCAAGAUAAUGAACAUUUACAAAUGCAUCGUUUACAACGACAACAACUUUUAUUGAUCGAUCCGUUUGAUAAUCAUGAUGGAAUUUACCGAUCGAAUCAAAUUGUCAGUGGACGUGAAUCAAAGGCAUUAACAAGAAAACGUUUGAUUAUGAAAGAACAAAAUUCAACAGGACAUCCUAAUGCAUUUUUAACUCAAUCAAUACCAUCCUACCAUGAAAAUGAUCCUGAAGGAGGAUAUCGUGGUACAGGUUUUUCAGUUAAAUUUAAUACUAAAACUGAUGGGUCGAUAUCUCGAAAUCGUUCAAGACUUGAUGAUCAGCAUUUAGAACAAGAAGGAAAUGAAUACACUACAAGAAAAGUUCUUCGCUCACAUCAACCACCAAAUCUAUCGUUAUCAAGUGGUUUUGAACAACAAUCGCAAAUCGAAGACAAUACAAUAUUAACACCACGAAUGCCUGUAUCUCCAGUACAACUUAAUGACUACAGUAAAAAAGCAAUACAAGUUUUAGCAGGUCCCAAUGAAACGGAUAAAUUCCUUGCGCCGAAAGCUAUUGUUGUAACGGAUUCCAAUCAUUUAUUAAUUGCUGAUACAAAAAAACAUCGAAUUAUUGUUUAUGAUCUUAAUUUAGGAACAAUGCGUGGUCUAAAAGGUUUUCUUUUUCCUGACGGACUUUGUUUAGCUGGUGAACAAUUUGUGAUUAUAACAGAUCGUCAUCGAGUUUCAAAAUAUGAUUGGUUACAUGGGAAAAUGAUUAAUUUUGUGGGAAGUAAAAAAGAAGGUUGUACACGUACGUCAUUUUCAUGGCCAAAAGGUGUUGCUAUAGACAGUAAUUAUAUAUAUGUAUGUGAUUCGUAUAAUUCACGUAUGGUUGUAUUUAAUCAUCAAAUGAAAUAUGAAAAUGAAUGGAUUAUUAUGCGAGGUUCAAAAAAACUUGAUCCGCAAUAUAUUUCAAUAUCAAAUAAUUUACUCUAUGUAACAGCAUGGCAAAGAGUUAAACCUGAAUCAUGUGCUUAUAAUGCUGGAUGUAUUAUUGUUUAUGGAUUAGAUGGUAAUGCGCAACGAUUUAUUGAUACAGAUGCGCAAUCUUAUCUGAAUUUAAGCGUACCAGAAGGCAUUAUCUGUGAUAGUUCAAAUCAAUUGAUUCUUGCUGAUCGUUAUACAUCGAAAAUAUUUGCUAUGAGUGAUGGAAAUCAACAAGUUAUUCAUUUUCGUGGUGAUAGAAUGAAAGCACCACACUACGUAUGUUUUACUAAUGAUCAAAAUACGAUGAUUGUUAGUGAUGUUGGAAAUAAUACAGUACAAUUUUAUGAAAAAAACAAAUAA